Caenorhabditis angaria is the source of this 670-nucleotide messenger RNA. NCBI's taxonomy places the organism in Eukaryota, Metazoa, Nematoda, Chromadorea, Rhabditida, Rhabditidae. The record is from the annotation of a GenBank genome assembly.
AUGCCAAAGGAAAUCAAAGAAAUCAAGGAAUUCCUUGUCAAGGCCCGCAGAAAGGACGCCAAGUCGGUCAAGAUAAAGAGAAACAGCAACAACACCAAAUUCAAGGUCCGAUGCAGCAAGUACCUUUACACCUUGGUUGUUGGAGUGAGUUGGUUUUUGGGAUGGCUUUUGGGAGAGAAGGCUCUCGGCUUUUAGCGUGAAUGAAGUCUUGCAAGUUCUCGAGCAUGGAAUUUUUCUCAAAAUAGUAAAUUCUGAAGCUUGCAAGGGUUUAUUCAUCCUAACGUACGAGUCUUCUAAAAAUUCGAAAUGAAAUCUAAAUUUUCGAAAUGGUUCAUUAUUUUGGCGUGAACUCUGUAAUGAAAACUAGAAUUUCUUUUAUUUUUAAUUUCCAAAAUUCUUAGUUUUUAUGGAAGUAUUAGUAAUUUCAAGCGAAGUUUUGUAUCAAGCUUCUUUCCAUGUUCAAAAGCACAAAAAGAUGCUUCAAAGAUCAAGUCUUGUUGAAAAUACCGCUCGUUUUCUCAAGACCAACUUCAUCUCGCUAAAUUUGAUUCUGAAAUUCAAAAAGUUCUGAUUACUUUCUUCAAUAAAUCAUUUUUUCCAGGACAAGGAUAAGGCCGAGAAACUCAAGCAAUCCCUUCCACCAGGCAUUCAAGUCAAGGAGCUCAAGUAA